Puccinia triticina is the source of this 2067-nucleotide messenger RNA. RefSeq lists its product as uncharacterized. The record is from RefSeq and is a predicted model, not a curated record. The transcript is spliced from 8 exons. Gene Ontology annotation, biological process: regulation of transcription by RNA polymerase II. Bases 1 to 2067 code for a protein of 688 amino acids. NCBI's taxonomy places the organism in Eukaryota, Fungi, Basidiomycota, Pucciniomycetes, Pucciniales, Pucciniaceae. Gene Ontology annotation, molecular function: double-stranded DNA binding; transcription coregulator activity. Gene Ontology annotation, cellular component: nucleus.
AUGCCCCCCAAAACUCCCAGACAGAGCGGCGCCUCGCUUCCCGGAGUGGCCACGCCCAACUUGCCUACAUAUGCGUUCGGGGAUAUCGUCUUGGCCAAAGUCAAAGGACACCCCGCAUGGCCCGCUCGCAUCGUCGACCCUUAUGUCUCACCUUUGAACUUGAGAGAUGAGCGCAAGAUUGCUCAGAAAAACUCGUACCUCGUCAAAUUCUUCAAAACUGCUGAUUAUGCCUGGAUGAACGCCAAAGAAAUGAGUAUUUUGGAACCCACCGAGAUUCAGGCCUUCAUCAACAACCCCAACAAAAAAGGUGCCGACCUCAAGGCAGCCUACCAGAUUGCACUGGCACCCCAAGCUUGGGAAGCCGAGCUCGAAGCCCGUCUCGCGGCUGAUGUCGAGGAUUACAACGCCCUAGAAAUCGACGAACUAGAGACUGUUGAUGCUGAGGGUGCCGAGAAAGCUACCUCAGCACAAUCAAAACAAAAACGGAAGCGACCUUCCGAAACUAAAUCGCCAGCUGUGUCUACCAAGAAGCGGAAAUCUGUCGACGCUCGUGCCACCAACGUCCCUGCCCAAGCUAGUGCCACUCCAGAGCCUCCUGCAGCUGCUCCAGCAGCUAAGAAGCGAGGCAAGAAGAAAGAGGAACCGGUAGUACCUGUUGAUGGAGAGUCCGUCGUCAGAGAAUGGCGUCAUCGACUGCAACGGUUGUUCUUAAGUAAAACUGUGCUCACCGAAAAGAUGAUGCCCGAGAUUGACGGUGUCUUCACUGACAUUGAACAGUUCGAGAUGAAAACUGAGUGGCUCACUUCGAGCAAGUUGGGCAAGGUCCUGAAACGAGUUGGGAUCCUCGAAGAACGGCAAAUUCCAUUGGAGGCUCAAUACAGCAUCAGAGCAAGAGCGCGCGCUCUCCAGGAGAAAUGGAGAAGUCAACUCGGAUUAGGGGAGGAGCCGACUCAUCGAUCGAAGACUGUCGAUGGAAACGAUGCGGCCAAGGCGAAUGCUUCAGUCGACAAUGGCAAUGGCAAAGAGAACACAGAUCCAACUGGCACGAAGAAGGUUGAGGAAGCGAUGGUCAACGGCAAGGAAGCGACGAAGCCGUCCGAUCCGGAGGACAUGAAGAUGGAUGAGGACGAUCCUACGCCCGUCAAGGUUGCCGAAGUUGAUGAGGAGACGAACACAGCUGUCGAGCCUGCUCCAGUCGAAGAAGCCAAAAUCUCCGAGCCUGAAUCCGAGGCCCCUGAAGCAUCUCCCCCUCAAGCUAAUGGCAAUCACACCGCUGUCAACGGUCACUCCGAGCCAGUCGAGGCUGGGCCCGAAGCCGUCGACACCCAACCCGAAGCUGUCAACGGCGAAGCCGAACCCGCCAAAGAUGAAGCUCCCGCUGACGAAGAUGAAGCUUCAGCUGUCCAAGACGAAGCUCCCGCUGUCCCAGAUGAAGCUCCCGCUGUCCAAGAUGAGGCUCCCGCUGCCCAAGAUGAAGCUUCAGCUGUCCAAGAUGAAGCUUCAGCUGUCCAAGAUGAAGCUUCAGCUGUCCAAGAUGAAGCUUCAGCUGUCCAAGACGAAGCUCCCGCUGUCCCAGAUGAAGCUCCCGUUGUCCAAGAUGAAGAAGCUCCCGCGGUGCAAGAUGAAGCUCCCGCUGCCGAAGACGAAGCUGCCCAAGACGAAGGUUCAGCGGUUAACGGUGAAGCCGAAGCUGUCAAAGAUGAAGCACCAGUUGUCAACGGUGAACCCGAAGCGGCAAACGAGAAAACCGAAGAAACCGACGAUAAACCCGAAGCCGUCGCCAGCGCCGAACCCGAAGCAGUCAGCGAAGAGCCCAAACCAGUCAGCGAAGAGCCCAAACCAGUCAACGGCGACCACGCUUCACCGAUGGAGGAGGACGAGGCUAGCAAGCCGACCGAACAAGCCGAGCAGGAUGUCGAGAUGGCCUCGACAACCGUUGAGCCCCAACCGGCUGCCAAAGCCGCCGCUUCCGAGCUCAAUGAUGAGGAUGAACAGAUGGAUUGCACCGAUACUCCUGAGCCACCGGCUGUUGAAAAUUCUGCCACCGACAAAGAGAUCGCCGCGUGA